Entamoeba invadens IP1 is the source of this 969-nucleotide messenger RNA. RefSeq lists its product as hypothetical. The record is from RefSeq and is a predicted model, not a curated record. The transcript has 3 exons. NCBI's taxonomy places the organism in Eukaryota, Evosea, Mastigamoebida, Endamoebidae. The coding region runs from base 1 to 969 and encodes 322 amino acids.
AUGUAUUUUUCUUAUGAUACAAUUCACAACUUUGUGUUUCCAACGUCCAUCACCAAAAUUGGAAAACACAGCAUUUGGUAUGGAUUUGACAAUACAUUUAUAGUACCAAGUACUGUUGUUGAAAUAGGCAAGAACACGUUUAGUGAAUAUAAUUAUCUUGAAGAACUUGUCAUACCAAGCAGUGUCACCAAAAUAGGGAAAGGGUUUGUAAGUGGAUGUAGCUUGUUGACAAGUCUUGUGUGUGAAAAUGGCACCUCGUUUGAUUUAAAAAAUAUCACAGAAAGUGACGAUAUCAUAGUACAAAAGUUGACAGAAAAUACUACAUUGACCAAAUUAACAAAUACCUGUUUUCUUAUAACAAAAAAAUUGACCAUAAUAGAAACCAAUGGAGUGGGUAAAGACAUUUUUGUGAGUUUGGGUAUGUCUGGGAUCCACAAUUGUGUUGGCAAGAAAGGUUUGUUGAGCUUCAAAUGGAGAAAAUGCAAGUUACAACCCAUUGAGACAUCAAACGAACCCCACCUCAGAUACUUAAAAUACUCUGCUGAUGUGAAAAUUGCGACUUGUUACAAUGAGUGUGUGAAAAUGAGUGGCAAUGUCAAGUUAUAUCCACGCAUGUUUGUAGACUGUGUAAAUUUCACAAGUGUUGUGUUAUCAAGAAAUGUGGUUAAAAUCUCAUAUUGUUGUUUUGUUAAUUGUUUUAAUCUGAAAACAAUUGAAUUGCCAACAAGUGUUACAAAAAUAUCUGAGCGUUGUUUCGAAGGGUGUGUUUUGUUGACAUCCAUUUCUUGUAACACAAAUGUCAUUCUUGGAAGCAAGUGUUUUUGUUCAUGUGAUAGUCUAGUUAGUAUUCCACAGACAAAAUACUUCAGAAAUCCUGUUUUGAACGGCGUACCUCAUAAUCUGAAAUUGCACUCUUUGAUGGACUUGAGACAAUCCCACAUUGCGCUUUCUUUGGGUGUUAUAAAUUGA